CUCACCAUGGCCAAUGAGAAACCCAAGGAAGGAGUCAAGACUGAGAACAACGAUCAUAUUAAUUUGAAGGUGGCGGGACAGGAUGGUUCUGUGGUGCAGUUUAAGAUUAAGAGGCAAACACCACUUAGUAAACUAAUGAAAGCCUAUUGUGAACGGCAGGGUUUGUCCAUGAGGCAGAUCAGAUUCACACCAGCAUAGCUGGAAAUGGAGGAUGAGGAUACAAUGAUUGAUGUGUUCCAGCAGCAGGCUGGAGGUGUCUACUAA
Molecule: messenger RNA, 264 nt
Organism: Apodemus sylvaticus (European woodmouse)
Lineage: Eukaryota; Metazoa; Chordata; Mammalia; Rodentia; Muridae
Product: small ubiquitin-related modifier 2-like
Biological process (GO): protein sumoylation
Cellular component (GO): nucleus
Molecular function (GO): protein tag activity; ubiquitin-like protein ligase binding
Source: RefSeq, a predicted model, not a curated record